This is a messenger RNA of Penicillium antarcticum, 1458 nucleotides long. RefSeq lists its product as uncharacterized. The transcript is spliced from 10 exons. Bases 1 to 1458 code for a protein of 485 amino acids. The record is from RefSeq and is a predicted model, not a curated record. Gene Ontology annotation, molecular function: carbohydrate:proton symporter activity. Lineage: Eukaryota; Fungi; Ascomycota; Eurotiomycetes; Eurotiales; Aspergillaceae. Gene Ontology annotation, cellular component: membrane. Gene Ontology annotation, biological process: transmembrane transport; carbohydrate transport.
AUGGCUAUGUGGUAUGCGCUUGGCAUUGCGUUCUUCGCGGCCAUCGGUACUUUCCUGUUUGGCUUUGAUACUGGCAUUGCCACGACAACGAUCGCCCACCAAAGCUGGAUUGAUUACAUGCAAGAGCCCUCAAAAGGUUUAACAGGAGCUGUUGUCGCAGUCUACAUUGCCGGCGAAGCUUGCGGAGCCCUAACACAAACCUUCAUCGGCGACAAACUCGGCCGAAUCCGCUUCAUGCAACUAAUGUGCAUAAUCGUCACAAUAGGCACAGUGAUCCAAACAGCCUCAGUGAAUAUCGGCAUGUUCCUCGCCGGUCGCGUGCUAGCCGGCUACGCCGUCGGCGGUCUAGUAGCCACAGUCCCAAUCUACCUAAGCGAGAUCUCCGACCCGCGCUACCGCGGCUUGAUCGGUGGGAUUUCGGGCUGUGGCAUUUCCUUUGGAACGAUGAUGUCUAACUGGGUUGGCUAUGCUUGUAGUUAUGCGCCUUAUGGGCCUGUGCAGUGGCGGCUUCCGCUUGGGAUUCAGAUUCCUUGGGGGAUUAUUAUGUUUAUUGGGCUUGCUACUUUUAUGCCUAAUUCGCCGAGACAGUUGAUUCGUGUUGGGAAGAUUGACCUUGCUAGGUCUGAGUUUGCGAGGAUUCGACGGGGUUUGGUGUUGGUUGAGAUGGAGGAGGAGUUCGGAUUGAUGAAGGCCCAGAUUGAGUAUGAGAUGGAGAGGGAGAUUACUUCUUAUCGGGAGAUCUUUAAAUUGUUUAGGCAUCGGGUUCUUGUGUCUAUUGCUGUGCAGACUAUGACCAGUCUGACUGGUGUCAAUGUCAUUCAGUAUUAUCAGACUAUCCUAUACAAAGGUCUCGGCAUUGGAUCCCAUACCAUCCUCGCUCUAGCCGCAAUCUACGGCACCGUCGCCUUCAUCUCCAACUCGCUUACAACUAAAUAUAUGACUGACCAGUGGGGUCGCCGAAAGAUGCUUAUCGCCGGAUUGGCCGGUAUUGUCUUGAUCGAAAUCUACGCUGCUGUGAUGCAGAGAGAAUUCCAGCACACGGAUAACCGUGUUGGAAAAGGAUUCGCCAUCCUUGGAAUCUACCUUUUCGUGGUUUGCUACUACGGCAUGCUUAACAGUACCACUUGGCUCUAUGGUGCCGAAGUCCUCCCCAUUGCUCUACGAAGCAAGGUCAUGGGCAUUGCAGCAGCAUCACAUUUUAUUGUGAAUGUUGGAGUCACCGAGGCAGGACCCAGUGCGUUUGCCAACAUCGGCGAGAAUUACUACUAUGUCUUCGUGGCUUGUUCUUCUUUCUUCCUAGUGAUCGCCUAUUUCUUCUUCCCGGAAACCAAGCAAAAGACCCUCGAAGAAGUGGCAGCAGCAUUCGGCGACCGUGUCGUCGAUCAAGAUGACAGCCCCAAACGUGCAGCUAGCGUAGUCGGCGACGCACAGCAUGUGGAAUCUACACAGGUAGUCUAG